Molecule: messenger RNA, 1179 nt
Organism: Trypanosoma rangeli
Lineage: Eukaryota; Euglenozoa; Kinetoplastea; Trypanosomatida; Trypanosomatidae
Exons: 1
Coding region: 1-1179 (392 amino acids)
Source: RefSeq, a predicted model, not a curated record
AUGUGCAUUUUGGCUUUCGUUAUUCGGUUGUCGCAUCGAUUUCCACUUGUGCUUGUGAGCAACCGUGACGAGUUGCGCAGCCGUGUGACGCACCAGGUCGAGGUAGACGCCGAGACAGGAUUUCUGUGGGCUGCAGACGGUGUGGCAGGUGGAUCCUGGCUGGGGCUUAAUGUACGCAAUGGGCGAUUUGCUAUUCUGACCAACUGCUGUCGUAGUCCAACGGCACCCCUGAGUCUUGGCAAGAUCACCGCGCCCGCCAACUGGCGGGGAGCCAUGCCCCUCGAUGAGGUGGUGCGGCGGAUGCGGGUGCACGCCAGGCCCGCCGAGCACGGUGGCACCAAUGUGUCGCUGGCGUUCGUCCCUCACGCUUCUCGAGGCCAUAUUGUUCGUGAUUUCUUGCUGGAGGGGAAAACGCCGGGGGAUUGUCUUUCGUCAUCGUCGUUGUCGACGCACUCCUUUUCCACAGUGGAGAUGGAACUAAUGGGGCUGAGGCCCUCACUUGCCCCACCAUACUUUAGAGGUUAUAAUCUACUCACCGCGGAGAGUCUAUUUGACUCCCGGAAACUGCACUUACUGUACACGACAAACCGGUACGCUGCGGAGCACAAAUCCCCCGUACAACACGGCAUCACUCAUUGUCUGGAGAACAGCUACCUUGACAACUGGAAGGAGCCCAAGUCCGCGUUGUUACGCGAAAGAUUUGAGGAAGCAGUGAGCAAAUUCAUCCCCACAGAUGCAGCACCGUACGAUGCGGAGUAUGUGGCAAACUCCUUCGCAUCUCACUGUCUCUGUCUUGAGCCGCAGUUUGAUCUGCGCGAUGAAAUUCUGGCAGGCAAGGGCUCUCCAGAGGUGCUUCGGGAGUAUGAGGAGGUGCUAGACGCUACACUGCCGUAUAACGGCUACAAUGGAGAGAAGGAGCUCAAGAAGCUCUACGGCGGGGGGCUGCGUCCCCCGUUGCGCUUCCCGACCGAGUUUUACAGGGAGGUUGCUAAUUUUCACGAACGAAAUAUUUUUUCGUCGAAUCCGACGUACGGCACACGAGCGCAGACGGCGGUGGUGGUGGAAAAGGUGCCUGAUGGAGAGAAGACCAUUGUCCACUUCUCGCAGCGAGAUUGUGACCCCGGUGGGGCACACAAACUGUGGCGCCACUUUACUGUCUCUUCACCACCAAUGACUUGA